Molecule: messenger RNA, 1386 nt
Organism: Bursaphelenchus xylophilus (pine wood nematode)
Lineage: Eukaryota; Metazoa; Nematoda; Chromadorea; Rhabditida; Aphelenchoididae
Source: the annotation of a GenBank genome assembly
AUGUCGAUGGAUUAUGUUCAGCCACCGGUAAAACAUAGUUAUUUCUCUCCUCCCGUCAAUAUAAAAGAGUUUCUGAAUGAGGCGAUAGAAGCCGAGAAAGGAUUAUUUAAUUUUUUUAAUGGAUCUGAUCGAACUGGAGAGGAGGAUGUACGGGAGAACUUCGUCGCCUUCGCGCAGGAUUAUGAUCAAAACUCCGAUGAAGCCCAGAAGACAGUGAAAGAAGUUGAGUAAGUUAAAUUAUAUUAUCCUUGAUCUUCUUUUAGUGCUAAUCUGGAGCACAUUAUUGAGCAAUACCCCGUUAUCGAGUUUGAGCCUGGCUUUCCUCCGCUUGAUAGCACUCUUCAUAGUCACAUGUAAGUGGAGUAUUCUUUACGUUUAUUUUUUAGAGUUCUGAAUGAUAUGAGAACAAGAAAUGCAGGGAAAACGAAGCUGAAGAAUACCUAUUUAAAGCGUGGAAAGUAUUAUAAAUACAGAGAUUUUGCAUUAGAGAAGCCUUUACAAGCAAAAGUGGAGGUCGCCGAGAAGGAUGUGGUUGUCACCGUCAGUCUUCUCUCGCCCAUGAAUACCUUGUCCAAUCAAGCAACAGACAUUUCAAUGAGAAAGCAAUGUGAAGUGAAGUAUCAGGUCAGAGGUGACAUGUUACUCACAAAGCUGAGGGAAAAGAUCUUUUGUCAAGCUGACUUCUGGUGUAAUAAGCAGGAUUUCGAGGAAGCCAACGAUUCUAACAAUUACUUUUUGGUUAGUUUGCUAAGUUUUAAGUAAAAAAUGAACAAUUUGUUUCAGAAUAAGUAUCCGUCAGGCUUCUUCUUUAUAUUCGACACGUUUUUUAUUGACAGGACUAAUCCCAAUUCUGUGGAUAUAUCCGAGUAAGCUUUAGUAUACCUAAAAUACUGUCUUCUUUAGACAAACACGAGAAUUCAUGACCAGAAAGAACAAAGUCUUUAAGGAACAUCAUGUAAAAGACAUUAAGGACGUAAAAAUAAGGGAUCUAACUCUUAGACUGGGACAGCCCUACGUGUUCAUCCAUCAAGGUACUUUUAAAAUGUUCCUUUAUGUUAUUGUAGGUCAUUGCGAACAUCUGAUUAUUUUCACUGAUCUCAGACUGAUGAACCCGAAUGAUGUCCAAGAUGUAAAUGAAUAUCCCUUGCUCGUCUAUGAUAAUAUAAAGCAAAUCAACUGCUGUGUUUGCAAGGAUAGUAUUGCUUCGUAAGGUUAAUCUUGAGUAGUAAUGUUCUUUAUAGAUUUGUGGUGACGGAAAGUGAUCGAAUGCCUGUAAAUCCAGGUUUUAUGUGCGAUGAUUGCUUCAAACAGUUCCAUUAUGAAAGGAAAAUGAGGAUAGGCACCUUUAAAGCAUAUCAUUUCAUUGAUCGAGGAUGUUUGGAAUAA